GUGGGUAUUCAGGCUCACUUCAAAGAGGGUAACGUUCCCAAGACCUUACAAGAGAAUCUCAAACGGUUUUCCGAUUUGGAACUGGAUGUGGCCAUCACUGAGCUUCAAGUUAGGUAUCUGAUGCCGGGAUCAGAUGAUAAGAUUGCAAAUCAGGCCCAGGAUUAUAGUCAUGCUUUUAGCGCCUGUGAGAAAGUGGACAGGUGUGUUGGGGUUACCGUUUGGGGGUUUACGGAUAAAUACUCGUUUUUCUUCGACACGGGUUAUGGGGAACAGCAGUUGUGGACAAAGGAUUUUAAGCCCAAACCCGCCGUAGAAGCCGUCCGUAAAGUUUUGAAAUGA
Molecule: messenger RNA, 339 nt
Organism: Oppiella nova
Lineage: Eukaryota; Metazoa; Arthropoda; Arachnida; Sarcoptiformes; Oppiidae
Source: the annotation of a GenBank genome assembly